AUCCCUAAUUUUUCGUCCAAACACCGACUGGGCACAUUUUUCCUAAUCCGACUAUUCUCCGGCGACACUCCAAUCGAAUCGAAUCGAAGGAAGCGAAGAUGAUGUCCGGAAAUUAUACCUCGAUUGACAAUCAGAACGUCUCCGGAUCUGUUCCUUCGGUCGCAGAUCCGCCUUCCCACGUUUCCGUAAAGUUUGCCGAUUCGAAUCUGCAAACGUUUCCGCCUGCGGGAGCUCAAGGGAAGAUCUCUGGUGCAUCGCUUCCCCCUCGCGAUGCCGAUGAUACAUUUGGCAAACCUGCAUCUGGUUCUGAUGACUCCCAGCAAAGCGGUUGGUUUCGGUCCUUCACUGUUGCUGCAUACAGGCCCUAUUUUGAUGUAGACACAUCUGAUGUUCUUGAGAGGAUUAAAGAUUCACUCCUUCCUUUCAAUGGAAGUUUCUCUGAAAAGACUGCCGAUAACCCAGACUUGUACGGCCCUUUCUGGAUCUGCACUACAUUGAUAUUUGUGGCAGCUUCAAUUGGAACAUUUGUUACCUACAUAGCACACAAGCUGCAAAAAAAGGAAUGGGACUAUGAUAUCAAUCUUCUGACUUGGUCCGCUGGUUUAUUCUAUGGCUAUGUCACCGCAGUUCCCCUCGUAUUGUAUAUAAUCCUCAAGUACUUCUCUGCUCCAUCUGGCUUGGCUCAAUUGCUUUGUCUCUACGGUUACUCACUGUUUGUCUUCAUUCCCGCAUUGUGCUUAUCCAUUGUUCCCCAAGAAAUCUUCCGAUGGGUUAUUGCAGCCGUAGCUGGUUUCAUGUCUGCAUCAUUUGUCGCCCUCAACCUCAGAAACCACAUCAAAUCCGCAGGUGAAAGUUGGUUCCUAAUUGUUGUGGCAAUCUUCUUGCUGCAGCUCGCCCUUGCUCUGGUGCUCAAGUUCUACUUAUUCACCGUCACUGUAUAACCACCACAAAUCGUGUCAUAUAUAUAUAUAUAUAUCCGGCUUCUACAUAUACACAUCAAUAGCAGCGACACAGAGACGACACAUUUUUCUGAUUCCUUCUAUUGCGCAUCUCCCGGGAACUAGGUGCGUCGAAUAGCUCCAAACUGCUACUCUCUUCAUUAAUUUUUGAUAGUGUUUAUGGCUAUGAAUCUGGUUCUCUGUUAGUAUCCUUCCAUGAAUUCAAAAUGUGAAUACUGAAUAUAUAAAUCUCAUGAAUUUGUUCGA
Andrographis paniculata is the source of this 1205-nucleotide messenger RNA. RefSeq lists its product as uncharacterized. Lineage: Eukaryota; Viridiplantae; Streptophyta; Magnoliopsida; Lamiales; Acanthaceae. The record is from RefSeq and is a predicted model, not a curated record. The transcript is spliced from 6 exons. The coding region runs from base 99 to 941 and encodes 280 amino acids. Gene Ontology annotation, biological process: vesicle-mediated transport. Gene Ontology annotation, cellular component: Golgi apparatus; membrane. Gene Ontology annotation, molecular function: small GTPase binding.